AUGACAAGGAAGAGAAACUGGGGUGAAAAAGGAACUGUGGUACUCACUAAAGAGUGUAGUGCUAUAAUACAAAGGAAGCUCCCCCAGAAAUUAAAAGACCCUGAGAGUUUCCAAAUCCCUUGUAUCAUUGGGGACAUGAACAUUGAGAAGGCAUUAUGUGAUCUUAGAGCCAGCAUAAACCCCAUGUCCUUAGCCAUGAUGAAGAGAAUGAUAAUAGAAGAGGCUAAACCAACAAGAAUGACACUCCAGUUGGCUGACAGAAUAUUUAAAUUCCCCUAUGGUGUGGUGGAAGACUUAUUGGUGAAGGUGGGGCAGUUCAUCUUCUCAACUGAUUUUAUUGUGCUUGACAUGGAGGAAGAGGCCAAUACAUCUAUCAUCCUGGGAAGGCCAUUUCUAGCUACUACUGGAGCCAUAAUUGAUGUUAAAAAAGGAGAGUUAGUCUUGAGACUACAUGAAGAAAAAAUGGUCUUCAAUGUCUUCCAGGCAAUGAGCUACCCCAAAGAAUCCAUUGGUGAAUACAUGAUGGUGGACAUAAUUGAGACCCUAGUUCAAGGAGUCCUAGAGGAAGAACCAUGUGAAGAAACCCAAGAGUAA
Arachis stenosperma is the source of this 594-nucleotide messenger RNA. RefSeq lists its product as uncharacterized. Lineage: Eukaryota; Viridiplantae; Streptophyta; Magnoliopsida; Fabales; Fabaceae. Bases 1 to 594 code for a protein of 197 amino acids. The record is from RefSeq and is a predicted model, not a curated record. The transcript has a single exon.